AUGGCAGCCGGCUUGAAACUUCGCGUCGUUGCUACCCUCUUAUUCUUCCUCAUUUAUGUGGAUUUGUUUUCAUUCAGUGUAUCAUCAACAACGCCACCUUACAAGUAUUUUUCAACGAAAACUCUAUACGAAUGGGCACACCCGGCACCAAAACCGGUAGAGGACGAGCUGUAUUACCUGAAAGGUGUCAAGGGAAAGACCUGUAGGGCCAAGUAUGUUAGCGCACUCAACCGACAUGGAGCCAGGAAUCCCAGUUUAAAGGAGGUUACGGGAAUAUCUGACCUGCACCGCAGACUUGUCGCCGCCAUGGGACCCAACACCAACCGAGAGUUGCGCAGCUGGGUUAACAGAUUUCCCAAUAACAACGACCAAGCUUUAACACCUCUCGGAGAAACAGAACAAAGAGGACUGGGCCAAAGAACCGGCACAAAACUGCGAUCUCUGUUUGCUGGUAAAGACAACACAGACAGUGGCUUAAAGUUUCUCGUCACCAGCCAUAACAGGACCAAAGACAGCGCUGUGGCUUUCUACGAAGGAUUGAGUAGCAUCGUCUAUGGAGGCGAGCACAACGGGAGUGGGGUCAACGCGGAAGUCAACAAUCAGUUGUUGCGUUUCUACGAUGAUUGUGACAGGUAUGUCACCAGUGUGAAAGACAACAAGACGGCCCCCAAGGAAUACGACGACUUCUUAUCCAGUAACAGAGUACUCAGAAUAAAAGAGAAAAUUGAAAGGAAAUUAAACAUAAGUUCUGAAGUACUCACCUCAGAUGAUGUGCAACGUGUCAACACUUUCUGUGGCUAUGAUGUGGCUUUCUUUGGCUGGUCCCCCUGGUGCUCCUUGCUGGACAGGUGUGACAUGAAGAUUAUGGAAUAUGGGGAAGACUUGGAGCAUUACUACGAGACUAGCUAUGGACAUGAAAUCAACUGGCAACAGAGCUGCCAACUAGUGUCUGCCAUUUUUGCUGCCUUGGAUAACAACACAGUCGAUGGUGACACAUUGGACAAGUAA
Messenger RNA from Candidula unifasciata, 1008 nucleotides. The record is from the annotation of a GenBank genome assembly. NCBI's taxonomy places the organism in Eukaryota, Metazoa, Mollusca, Gastropoda, Stylommatophora, Geomitridae.